AUGUCGGAUAGUGAAGGCUCAGACCGACAAAACGUAGCAUCAAGUCGCACGGGAAAAGUGGUGCACUCGCCAAUAGCCGUACAGAAGAAAAAGUGGUCGCAGAAGCAGCAGUUGCAGCAAUCAGAACGGAAUAUGGAAGCAUUCACGGCUAGACGGCACGCAGUUGCAGGGAAGUUGGAACGAAUAGGAGGCUUGCUGCAGCAGACACAGCACUCUACGGUGCAUCAUCUGGAGACGUACCUCAAGCGGGUGGACUCUUGUUAUGAUGAAUUCAACUCGAUUCAAAACGAGGUCUACACGCAAUUCCCAGAUAAACGCGAAGAACAAGAAGAAUUUUUCAUCGAGUUCGAAACUAUUUACGAGAAUCUUCGUGUACAAAUCUGCAGUAAGAUGGACAGCUUGAAUCUAGGCCAGGGCGUGUCACAGAAAACAGUUCCACCUCCUGUCGUUGAGCAGCAGCCGGGGCUGCCCCACGUGCCGCUUCCUACCUUUGACGGCACGUACGAGAAAUGGUUCCGGUUCAAGCAAUUGUUUCUGGAUCUCAUGGGCAAAUACCCGCUGAUGUCAAGUGCGACGAAGUUGCACUAUUUGACCCAAUCGCUGAAAGGAAAAGCAGAAAACAUUUUCAGUGAUCAAGUACUCAACGACAACAAUUUUGACGCAGCGUGGAACCAGCUAGUGCAACGAUUCGAGAACAAGCGUACGAUUGUCGAUAUCCACGUAAAUGGCCUUCUGAAUCUCAAGAAAAUGAGCAAGGAGAGUUCCGUCGAACUUCGUCAGCUAUUGGACAAGUCAACACACAGCAUGUGGGAAAACAGUUUGCCACCGAAGAGCUUGCCAGAUUUCAAAGCAACAAUCGAUUUCUUGCGUAACCGUUGCUUCGUUUUGGAGAGAUGUGAAGCCAACAGUGCAACUAGAGUUAGUGAUGUGAAACCCAAGGCACAAACUCCGACCAGCAAGCCACUGUUCCCAAGCUCCAAACCGCUGCUAAAGGUGCAUACGGCCCAGCAUGUAUCAGAAGAAAUGUGUGCUGUUUGCGGAGAUCAGCACAACGUUAUCAAGUGCAGCGUCAUGAGUCAAAAGUCGUUGUCAGAGAGAUUGACAACGGUCAAGGAGAAACAGCUUUGCUUUAAUUGCCUGAAGCAAGGUCACAGAGUUGGGCAGUGUAAAUCUCGGAUGUGCACGGUAACCGGCUACGGGAAAAAGCAUCACACGUUACUGCAUGUGGAUGUAGCAGUCGUCGAGAAGCCUGUCGUCGCUGAUGUUACUAGUGGAAAAGAUCAGAAGAAGGAGGAAGCACCGGCCGCACCUGGACCAUCCAUCGUGUGCAGUAGCUUGUCGGCACAGCAGAUCAACAAGGAAGUCGUACUGUCAACGGCAAUAGCGAGCGUGAAAGACUGGCGUGGGGAGUACCAUCCUUGUCGGGUACUUCUUGAUUCAGGCUCUCAGUCUAAUUUUCUGUCAGAGCAGUUCGCUAAGCUGUUACGGCUAAAAUGUGAAGCUGUGAAGGUUCCUAUUGUCGGCAUUUCUGGAGAUAAGCAAACCGUUACCCGACAGGCAUCAACUAGCAUCAGCUCGCUACAACGUGAAGGGUGUUGGAUCUUGGACUUCCUAGUAGUACCCCAUGUUACUGGAAUCCUUCCGUCACGCAAAAUUGAUGUUCACGACUGGAACAUACCGCAGCAUCUUCCAUUAGCUGAUCCAACGUUCUAUCUUCCAGCGAAGGUUGAUAUGCUUCUAGGAGCGGAGCUGUUCUUUGAGCUACUAUGUACAGAUCGCUUCAAGCUGGCCGACAACCAACCAAUGUUAUGGCAGACCAAACUUGGAUGGAUCGUGUGUGGCUCACAUGAUGCUGUUCGUCGACCGACAUUGGUAGCAGCUACGUGCCAAGAAGCAGAUGCCAGAUUAGACGAUCUAGUUCAACGCUUCUGGGAACAAGAAGAGUUGGUGGAAUCGACUAACCCAACGACAGAAAAUCAAAAAUGUAUGGAGCACUUCGCAGCCACCCAUCGUCGUGAGAACGGUCGUUAUGUAGUUCGCUUACCGUUCCGUAGCACCGUUAACGAGCUUGGCAAUUCACGUGCUCUUGCAGAGAGACGUUUUCUUCAAACGGAAAGGAAGCUAAUGCAGAACCCUGAAUUGAAAGCACAAUACAUCGCCUUUAUCAACGAAUACAUCAACCUAGGACACUGCGUAGCUGUAGACGUGCGCGAAGAAGGUGGAUUUUAUCUUCCGCAACACGCCAUAGUCAAGCCCUCCAGUUCGACCACAAAAUUACGCGUCGUUUUUGACGCUUCGGCGAGGUCUGAUUCUGGAUAUUCGCUUAACGAUGUGCUAGUGCCUGGCCCCGUCGUGCAGGACAACCGGAUGGCCAUUGUACUUUGUUUUCGAAAACAUAAGUAUGUGUUCACCUCGGAUGUUACGAAAAUGUACCGUCAAGUGCGCGUCGAUGAUCGAGACACGGUGUACCAAAGGAUCAUAUGGCGCGAAAAUCCUCAAGACAAGCUGCAAACCCUGGAACUAAAAACUGCGAUGUAUGGCACUUCGUGCGCUCCCUUUUGUGCCACAGUCUGCCUGAGACAGUUGGCACAAGAUGAAGAAGAUGAAUUUCCUCUAGCCGCACGAGUUGUGAAGAAGGAAGUUUAUAUCGACGACGUGCUCGCCGGCUCCGAUGACCUGCGAGAAGCAUUAGAAUGUCAGAAGCAGUUGAUAGGUCUCCUGCAACGUGGUGGUUUUGCACUACAUAAAUGGUGCGCAAAUGAUAUGCGUCUUCUUGAACACAUCCCUGGAAAAGACAGAGAGGAAUUAGCAAGAAUCGAGGAUCACAGCAUGAACGACGUAGUGAAGACUCUUGGUUUGUUUUGGGACCCAUCCAACGACGUUUUCCUGUUUCACAUGCAAGCCGAGGAGGAUGAUCUACGAAAUCACACAAAACGAACCGUGUUGUCAGACACCGCAAGGAUCUUCGACUCCCUGGGCAUGCUCGGACCGGUUAUAAUUGUGCUGAAGGUGUUUUGCCAAGAAUUAUGGGCGCAAGGAUUAGGAUGGGACGAGCCUCUACCUGCCCGAUUGGAGGAACAGUGGAAACAAAUGAAGGCCGAUCUCCGUCACAUCAAUCAAAUUGAAAUCCCUCGUCGAGUAGUACCAGAUCAAGCGACGUCAUUCGAAAUCCAUGGAUUCUCUGAUGCUAGUCAGAAGGCAUUUGCUGCUUGCGUCUUCAUGCGGAGUCUGAAGUCGGAUGGCACCGCUGAGAUGGAACUUCUGGGCAGCAAAACUCGCGUUGCACCGUUGCCCAAAAAACCUGGAAGCAAAAAGGCAGGGAAGCCUUUCACCAUACCUAGAGCAGAACUGUGUGGAGCUUUGCUGUUGGCCAAAUUAGUGACAUCUGUACUUGAGCACAUGGACGUCGAGGUUGCAUCAGUAGUCCUCUGGUGUGACUCGCAAAUUGUACUCUGUUGGCUAAAAAAGUCUCCAAGCAGCUUGGAAGUAUUCUUCGGUACCAGAGUUCGGGAAAUCCAACAAUUGACGGAGAACUUCCAAUGGCGAUACAUCAACACAAAACUCAACCCAGCUGACCCAGCAUCGCGUGGCAUAACAACGGUGGAGCUAGCGAAGUCUGAGCUUUGGUGGUCUGGGCCACCGAUGCUGCACGAGGCGAGUUACACGUACGAGGAAGUUGAGGACCAACUGUUCACGAAGGAAGAACUGGAACUUCGACCACAAGUGAGUGCAAACGUUGCGGUAAGGAAGUUUCAAUGGGAAAUGCUAUCAAAAUUCAGCGACUUUAAAAAGCUGCAGCGUGUGUUCGGAUGGGCAGUUAGAAUUGCUAGGAAUUGGCGCAUGCGAGAUAAAGAAAACCGUGUAACCGGAGCACUGAAGAUUUCUGAACUGAGAGCCGCAACCAAAUGGAUCAUCGCUGAGACACAACGUGAAGGCUUCGAGGACGAGCUACGAAUGUUGAAGAACAACGACACUCGCAAAAGCAAACUAUUGAGAUUGGUGCCGUUCCUGGACGAUGAGGGGUUACUGCGAGUCGGUGGUCGACUCAAGAAUGCAAGCAUUUCCUAUGGGCACAAGCAUCAGCUUCUCUUGCCACAGAAGCAUCACGUGACCAAAAUUUUGAUUGAUUCGUUGCACAAAGACCAUCUCCACAUCGGACAGCAGGCGCUACUAGCAGUUGUUCGUCAGCGAUACUGGCCAAUUCGUGCAAGAGACACUAUUCGACAGAUUGUUCACAAUUGUGUUCGUUGCUUCAGGAUGAAUCCAACCGAUGUUGAACAAUACAUGGGUGACCUGCCACACCACCGAGUUAACCCGUCUCCACCCUUCAACAGGACAGGUAUCGAUUACGCUGGCCCAUUUUUCAUUCGCCAGGGGGUGCGAGGUGGAACGAAGAUCAAGGCAUAUGUGGCACUAUUUAUUUGCUUGAGCACAAAAGCCAUUCAUUUGGAGCUAGUGUCGAAUCUUUCUACGGAGGCCUUCCUAGCAGCCUUGCAACGCUUCGUUGGUCGUCGCGGUGUGCCGGAAUUGUUGAUGUCGGACAACGCUACCAAUUUCAAGGGUGCCUGUAACGAAUUGCAUCAGUUGUAUGAGCUGUUCCAUUCUGAUGAAGAAUUGAAAGUCAUCGAACGAUACUGCGCAUCCAAGGAAAUCCAGUGGUCCUUUAUCCCACCACGGACCCCCAACUUUGGUGGAGUUUGGGAAGCGGGAAUAAAGGCCGCCAAGAAUCGCUUGAAGAUCGUACUGUACGAAGCAGCCAUGAAUUUCGAAGAAAUGACAACUGUGUUGGUGCAGGUGGAGGCCAUACUCAACUCGAGACCUCUAACUCAGAUUUCGAAUGAUCCCUGCGACUAUACUGCAUUGACACCUGGUCAUUUUUUGGUUGGAAGGGAAUCGACUGCGGUACCUGAGCCUGGAUACGGAUCGUUUCGUGUGUCGUCCCUUACACGCUGGCAACACGUCCAGAAACUGAAGCAGGAUUUCUGGGCAAGAUGGUCUGCUGAAUACCUGUGUGAGUUUCAACCGCGAGGAAAAUGGUUCAAAGGAAAGCUGAUGUUAAAGCCCGGUAUGCUGGUGGUCCUACGCGAGGAUAACAUGCCUCCACAACAGUGGAAACUCGGACGUAUUUCAAAGCUUCAUCCAGGAUCAGAUAACAUAACCAGAGUCGUGACUGUCAAGACAUCUAACGGAGAAUUCACUCGAGGAGUCAGCAAAAUCGCCAUUCUUCCGGUGGAAACUGCAGAUCCUUAA
Messenger RNA from Aedes albopictus (Asian tiger mosquito), 5250 nucleotides. RefSeq lists its product as uncharacterized. Gene Ontology annotation, biological process: DNA integration. The transcript has 2 exons. Gene Ontology annotation, molecular function: nucleic acid binding. NCBI's taxonomy places the organism in Eukaryota, Metazoa, Arthropoda, Insecta, Diptera, Culicidae. The record is from RefSeq and is a predicted model, not a curated record. Bases 1 to 5250 code for a protein of 1749 amino acids.